UUUGCGCACUUCCUGCCUGAAGCGAAUGUUUACGAAGUUCCCGCGCUGCGAUUAAACGGCUUGUUUACAUGAGCAGCCGGACUCGGACUCGGACUCGCGGCUCAUUCCCGAGUUGUGAAGAUGAUUAAGACGGAAAAGAUCCUUCAUCUGAAGAGCUGCCGCGGGCGGAAGGUCCGUGUGGUCCGCGAACAUUACCUGAGAGAGCAGGUUCCCUGUUACAGCUCUCUGUGCCAGGCGGACUGUGACAACGAUGGAAAGGUGCUGCCGGGAGAUUUGACACAUUAUGUGGUACCUGAUGUCGGAGUGGUGGUUGACUAUCUGGAGAUCUUGGAGUUCAGAGAGCUGCAGGGCAUCAUCUUCACCCAGACCGCCUGCCAGGCUGUGCAGCACAGCAAAGGACGCAGGCAGUACAACCGUUUGCGAAACCUGCUCAAAGACCCUCGACAUGACUGUGUGCUGUUUGCCAAUGAAUUCCAAGAGUAUUCCUAUUGUCCGCGAGAGAAGGGGGAGAGCCAGGAGAAGUGGCAGACCAGGUGUGUGUACUCUGCAGCAGUAUGGUACCAUAACCACCUGGCAGGUAUGAAGGAUAUAGUGAUGAUCACAGAGGACCGGGAUGCCAUUGCUCAGUACAGCAGCCUGAACUCUGGAGUUUACGUCAUCUCCGUCCAGGAUUUUUUGCAAAACUUCUGGCCGGAGCUGCAGGCAGCCCAUGAGCUGUACAGCUCCAUUUCCCAGGCGCUGCAAGAGAAGGAGAGCGAGGGCUCGCAGAAAGAGUUUGCUGAACAUCUGCCUGCUGAAGUCCUGGAGGCUGGAAUCAAGUCUGGACGGUACAUUCAGGGUACUCUGAACGUCAGCAAGCACCGGGCACAAAAUGAAGCUUCAAUCAUGACGGAGGGUCUCUCUAGCAAGAACACAGAUCUGAGUCGGGGGGUGUUGGUGUACGGCGUUAAGAAUCGCAACAGAGCCGUGCACGGCGACCUGGUUGCGGUGGAGUUGUUGCCAAAGAGUGAGUGGAGAGGGAAGGUCACAGCCCUGACUGAGAGCCAAGGGGACGAGAAGAGCGGAGAGGAAAAUGAGAGUAAACCCAUGCCGACAGGCCGUGUUGUGGGGAUCCUGCAGAGGAAUUGGAGGGACUAUGUGGUAACUUUUCCCCCCAGAGAGGGGACCCAGUCCCAGAGCAGGAAUUCCCAGCGCAUCCUGGUUGUACCCUGGGACCAUCGCAUCCCCAAGAUCCGAAUCAGUACUCAGCAGGCUGACGCUCUGCAGGACCACAGACUGGUGGUGCGCAUUGACUCUUGGGAAAGCACGUCGCUCUAUCCCAACGGUCACAGUGUGCGGGUGCUUGGUCGGGCUGGAGAGCUUGAGACAGAGGUCCAGACCAUCCUCAUAGAGAACUGCAUCCACGUGCCUCCCUUCUCAGAUGCACAGCUCAGAGAGAUGCCGGUCAAUACUCGUGAGAAGCCCUGGAGGAUGGAUCCUGCCCAGGUGGCAGAGCGGCGGGACCUCAGAGAGACUCACCUGGUGUUCAGCAUCGACCCGCAGGGCUGCGAGGACGUAGACGACACGUUGUCGGUGCGUAGACUCGCUGGCGGGAAGCUGUUGGAGCUGGGAGUCCACAUCGCAGAUGUCACCCAUUUUGUCCCAGAGGGCUCACUCACUGACUUGGAAGCACGUACAAGGGCUACGACCUACUACCUGGCAGACCGCAGGUACGACAUGUUGCCUGCUGUUCUCAGCGCAGACCUCUGCUCUCUGCUGGGUGGAGCCGACAGGUAUGCAAUGAGCGUGCUGUGGGAGCUCGAUGCACACACCCUCGCAGUCAACAAGGUGUGGUAUGGUCGCACGCUCAUCCGCUCCUCCUACCAGCUCCACUACGAGCUGGCACAGGCGCUCCUUAAUGGAGAGGAGGUUGAGGUACCGGAGCUGUCCGAGCUUGGGCCUGAGGAGAAGGACGCUAAGCUAGCUCAGCUCACCGAGGCCCUGGAGACGCUGACACAUGUAGCCAGACACCUCCGGGCGCAGAGGGACAGAGGAGGUGCGCUGGAGCUGGAAGGGGUGGAGGUGCGUGCCCAGCUGGAUGAGGAGAGGAACAUCACAGCCCUCGUCCCCCGUCAGCCCCUGGAGAUCCAUGAGACGGUGGCCGAGUGCAUGAUUUACGCCAACCACUGGGUGGCGCGCAAGAUCCAGGAGACCUUCCCUCAUCAGGCCCUGCUGAGGCGCCACCCGCCACCACGGCAGGAGCUCUUCAGCCAGCUGCUGGAGUGCGCCACGGCGGGGGGAUUCACCAUCGAUACCAGGACCAACAAGAGCUUAGCUGACUCUCUGGACCAGGCUGUGGACCCGCAGGACCCACUGGUGAACAGGCUGCUGAGAAUGAUGGCCACUACAGCCAUGUCACAGGCUCUGUACUUCUCUACUGGUCUUGAGUCCCAAGACCAGUACUACCAUUAUGGUCUGGCUCUGGAACGCUACACGCAUUUCACCUCGCCCAUUCGUCGCUAUGCCGACAUCGUGGUCCACCGCCUUCUCACCGCAGCUAUUGACAUGGAAAGAGGCGUGGACUCGGGGAAAGCGAUAGCCAGUCACAAAGAACUGGAAGGAAUAGCUCAGCAUAUCAACUGCAAGAACCGGGCAGCCCAGCGGGCCCAGAAGUUGUCCACAGUGUUGUUUCAGUGUCUCUUCUUCAAAGAAAGAGACCCUCAGACAGACCAGGGCUGCGUGGCGGACGCUGUCAUCUACUCUAUCCGGGACAACGGCGUGUUGGUGUUUGUCCCAGAGUAUGGUGCGAAAGGGCCGGUGUAUAUGAAGGAUCGCGAGGGCCAGGUGGUGGCUGCAGGACGGGACGGCAGCUGUGAGUGGCAGAGCGGCUCCGUGCGACGAUACCCAGACCACAUCACCACCACCUCCAGCUGCGGGACCUCCACCUUCAGAGUGUUUGACCACAUCACCGUUCGUAUUUCUGUCCGCUCGACGCAUUGCCACGCAGACAGCCUAAACCUCGAGGUCAUCAGCAGCAAGCCCCACCGCAGCGCAGAGCCCCAGCAGACCCGGUCCCAGGGCCGCAGCCAGCUGGUCCAGGAGGUGGUGCGUCUGGCCGAGGAGGCGCACCAGCAGGCCCAGGAGAAGGCGGCCCGGCGCCCCAAACUCUCCAAAGAGGAGAGAGAGUUCUGUCAGAGCAAAACUCCCAAUCUGUACUCGCUCCUGGAGGAGGUGAGAGAGCUGGCUCUGAUGGACCUGGAAGUGGUCGCACAGGUCUGUGCAACGACGGCAUAGAGCGGCCGCAACCUGGGCUCAGCUGUAAAGGAAGCGAGGGACUCUGGAAACAUAUCAUGGAUGACUUCUGUAUACGUCUCAUAGGUAUAUCAGUUUACAUCCAUGAACAAAUAACAUUAAAGCCAAGCGGGCGUUUGUCUUUCACAAAAGGACAUUUUUAUGAAUCAUGAUGGCAGAUUUCUAGUUAUUUAUUAUCUGAGAAUUAUCUUUCUGUCAUUUGAAGAACAAAUGCUCGACAGUGAGAUGUGUAAAUGAGGUCUUUAAUGAUAUUAAAUGAGAAAUAUACUGAUUUUUGUGGACGUUUUCGUUACGUUGGUCCCAAUAAAACAACCCCAGAUUAAAAUUUUAUGUAAAUAGAGAAGAACUGUUGGUUGAAGUAGACAUUAAAUGAAGCACUGACUUUUGAUGACACUUUAUAGAUACUGAUACAAAUAAGCAUAAACUAAUGUUUAACAUCUAGAGUUAAUGAAGCACCAAAAUGAUAAUUGGAUUUAUAUAUUUUUCAAAACCAUUGAUAACAAAGUUCUUCACUGUUCACAGUGUGUAGCAUAAUGUAGAGCCUGAUAUUUGAGAGUUGGGUAAUCCAAUAAUGAUAUAUGGGCCAAUAUUUGUUCAGUAUUACAAAGCACAGUAUACACUAUGUAUUCAUUUGUGUAACAUAAUGUUGUAGCUGUUCGUUUAAAUUAAAUUUCCAUUUAAACACAGCUGCCAAUUUCAGAUUUAGAAAUUUAAAAACAGAAAACAGGAUGUUUCUCCAAAGAUAAAAUUUUAAGUUUUAAUCUUUAAACUAAUUGGCUUCUUAUUUUUACUGAAUUGAUGGACCGGUGUCCAAACGCACGCUCAAGUCUGUUUUCAGUAAACCUACCGGCUAAUUUUCUACACACAAGUGUUAAGUGAAAUCCCGGUCAGAGUGACUGCAUGGUGUCGACCUGUAAGCUUCAGCCUCCUCCUGUGGUCAUCAUAUCAGCUGAUCUCGAGCAUCAGCACUGUGACCACAAACACAUAGUACUACCUUUAAUAGGAAGCGGGUGCGAGUUGCUCAGGUAGGCGCUGCAGUAAUCAUUGACUUGUAAUCUAAUUGGUGCUCGUGCUUUUUUGUAUGAAGGUAAAGUGUUUCCACAGAAUCUAUUUUUGUAAAAUGGUUUAUUGUGGCUUUUAAUUAAACCUGUAUGGAUGAACACUGAA
Molecule: messenger RNA, 4458 nt
Organism: Micropterus salmoides (largemouth bass)
Lineage: Eukaryota; Metazoa; Chordata; Actinopteri; Centrarchiformes; Centrarchidae
Product: DIS3-like exonuclease 1
Biological process (GO): rRNA catabolic process
Cellular component (GO): cytoplasmic exosome (RNase complex)
Molecular function (GO): 3'-5'-RNA exonuclease activity; RNA binding
Source: RefSeq, a predicted model, not a curated record